Molecule: messenger RNA, 655 nt
Organism: Neltuma alba
Lineage: Eukaryota; Viridiplantae; Streptophyta; Magnoliopsida; Fabales; Fabaceae
Product: multiprotein-bridging factor 1c-like
Exons: 1
Coding region: 102-539 (145 amino acids)
Cellular component (GO): nucleus
Molecular function (GO): DNA binding
Source: RefSeq, a predicted model, not a curated record
CCCAUGCCGUUGUUUUCCAGUGUUGUUUGGUGAUUCAUCAUCUUUAUUUGAGCGCCAUUUUUGUUAUUUUUGUACAGAAUUGUUGUUCUUCUCGUUUAAGAAUGCCAAGCCGAUCAACGGGAACCAUAACUCAAGACUGGGAACCGGUGGUUCUGCACAAGAACAAACCCAAGACCCAGGACCUGCGCAAUCCGAAGGCCGUGAACCAGGCACUCCGAUCAGGAGCUGAAGUCCAGACGAUCAAGAAGUUCGACGCGGGUUCGAAUAAAAAGAAUGCUCCGGUCGUCAACGCGAGGAAGCUGGAUGAAGAAACCGAGCCGGCUGCUCUGCAGAAGUUAAGGACAGAGGUGAGGACAGCUAUACAGAAGGCUAGGUUGGAGAAGAAGAUGAGCCAGGCGGAUCUUGCGAAGCAGAUCAACGAGCGGCCACAGGUGGUGCAGGAGUACGAGAACGGAAAAGCGGUUCCGAAUCAGGCCGUGCUGGCGAAGAUGGAAAGAGUUCUGGGCGUGAAACUCCGGGGAAAGAUAGGCAGCAAGUGAGGAUUUAGGCUUCAAAUUAGAGGAACUGUAGAAUGAUUUCCUAUCAUUUAGCUCUGUUUAGUUGAUGUGAACUGGGAAAGGAUAAAAUCAGGAUCAUAUGAUCUUGCGUGUGGGAA